CACUAAAGCUAAAUUUAUAUUUUCGAAAAAUGGAGAUGACUAACUGUCUUUGGUCAUAAGAUAAAUGAUAACAAAACUUAACAUAUGCACUUCCUUAUAAUAUGGAUACACGCAAAAUACUGGUUCGGAAAGAUCAGUUCGUGACCGACGGCUUCGUAUUGUAUCGUCUUCUUAGGGAAGAUGAAAACCCAUUAGCCGAAGGGAUAAAAGCAAAACUGCCUCUUGAUGAAAGUCUUCCGUUGUCACAUGUUCGAAACGGAUCACGAAAGGAUUCCCAAUGGAUAUCAACAACUGCAUCUAUAGAGGCUGUUGAAAAAUUUGUACGAUUAAGAUGGAAGAAACGUGGGAGGCGAUCAGUGUGCAGAGUUGUCAAGAUAAAUAGGAAAAAACUUGAAAAUUAUGCAAAAGAAUGUGAACUGAGUGUAGAAAAAGAUUUACCAUUAUAUCAAGAGACAUUUUGCGGCAAUGGAUUUUGGGAAAAUGUCGUUCCUUUUGAGAAGAAAACUGGAAAAAUAUUAGAUUUGACUAAAAUGGAGGUCUUAGAUACGUAUCUUCCGAAACAACCAAAUGUUCAAAAAUUUAACGAAAGAGCAAGAAACUACGCUACGAAAUAUUGUGAGGUUCUUGUCGAACGCUUCGUUCCGGCUAACUGCUGUAUAUGUGUUAUCAAAUACACAUAACUAUUUAUAAUUUUUUUUAUCAUAAUCAUAUACCUUAUUUCAAUUGAAAACUUCAUGUUUCGUUUGCCAUGUGUUCGGCAUUUCAAUUUACUUGUAAUACAACUCUGCUUGAUCAGUAUUUGAGAUGCACUUUUCAAAGUCAGCUAAAAUCUUGUUUGGAUGCGUUCUUUACGCUUCUUAAAGCCCUGCUCCCGUCCUACCUUUUAACCUUAAAUUGUCACUGAAAAAGCAUGAAAAUCCUGACUAUGAACAGUGGCGCCUGUCAAAAUAGAGUCUAUUUUAUAUUAAAUUCUAUAUGAAGUAUAGAGUCAGCACCCCUACCCCUCC
This is a messenger RNA of Mercenaria mercenaria, 1007 nucleotides long. RefSeq lists its product as uncharacterized. The record is from RefSeq and is a predicted model, not a curated record. NCBI's taxonomy places the organism in Eukaryota, Metazoa, Mollusca, Bivalvia, Venerida, Veneridae. The transcript has 2 exons. Bases 102 to 680 code for a protein of 192 amino acids.